Messenger RNA from Ornithodoros turicata, 2027 nucleotides. Its product is annotated as solute carrier family 22 member 6-like. Gene Ontology annotation, biological process: transmembrane transport. The record is from RefSeq and is a predicted model, not a curated record. Gene Ontology annotation, molecular function: transmembrane transporter activity. Lineage: Eukaryota; Metazoa; Arthropoda; Arachnida; Ixodida; Argasidae. The coding region runs from base 86 to 1888 and encodes 600 amino acids. The transcript has 11 exons. Gene Ontology annotation, cellular component: membrane.
GUAGUAGUAGUGAACGCAGCGCAAGCUGGUCUUCGAAACAACACCGAAUCUACUGAAAUAUCAAGGAUCGCCUGCAGUGAACCAUAUGAGCAAGCCAGGAAGUGCUCCACCAGAGAUUGUGAGCUCAGUAGUAAACACAGAGAGCAUCCAACAGCAGAGUACGCACCAGAUGUCCUCGGAUAUCGAUCUGAUAUCAGUCUUAGGGGAAACGACCAAAUUUCAACGUCGAUUACUGGCUCACUGUAUGCUCGCGAUGAUGCUGUUCUCCAUGAACGACCAGUGGCCCCUUGUGGUAGCCCCUGAACAGGACCACUGGUGCUCUCCUCCAGAACACAUGAACAUCUCAACAGAAGCUUGGAAGAACAGGAGCAUCCCUAUCGAGGAGGACGGAACGUACAGCAAGUGCGAAAUGUACCAAGAAUACAACUCAACUCGCCCUAAUCGUUCAACUAUUCGUUGCACAAAGUGGCAGUAUAAUGAAACACGCAACACUGGGACAGUCAUACAAGAGUGGGACAUCGUUUGUGAUUUGGAAUGGAUGCAUUCAUCGGCUUUGGCGAUUUACAUGGGAAGUGCUCUAUUCGGAUUGGUUGCAUCGGGAAUCCUUUCAGACAGCAUAGGAAGAAAACCGGUAGUGUGCUUUUGUUCCGCUGCAAGCGUCAUCUUUAGUGUCGGCGUCGUGAACAGCAUGUCGCUUGCUCUGUAUGUUUGCUUUCGUUGCGGCGUCACCAUCACCCUGGGUGCAGUAGCUCUGCCCUCCUACAUAUUAGUCAUGGAGUUAAUACCUCCGUCUAGCCGAGGUCUCUACGGCGCCCUUACCUUCGCAGGCUUCGAGGUCGGCGUCAUCAUGGCGAGAAUUUCUAGGGACAUGUAUUACGACUGGAGGACGUUGCAGAUGAUAUUCCUCCUUUUAAUAUGUUUCCUCCUCGGAAGCUUCGUGUUGGUCGAAGAGUCUCCCAGGUGGCUCAUCUCGAAGUGGGAGCUGAAGAGGGCUGAAGAAGCUGUUUUAGCCAUAGCCAAGGUGAAUGGAAGGAGCGUCGAGGAUGCUCGUGAGUCAUGGCGUAGUUACAAGACCUUACUGAAACAAGGAGAAGGAAUAAUAUGUGGCAUGCUCGACGUAUCUUAUACAAGGAUCCUCCUUCAACAGAAGCUCCUCCACGCGAACAUCAUCCUCAGCUAUGCGUGGUUCGCCACCUCCUUCACGUUCUACGGAAUGACGCUGCUGGCAACAGCGGAGAGAGACUUUCAUUGGGCUGUCAUUCUGUGUAUCCUCAUUCCUCGACAAUGCAUUACCUAUUUAUGCAUUGAUCAGUUUGGACGAAGACCCACCCUGUCUUGCUCGGUGCUCAUGACAUCAGGUGCCUGUGUGGCUGCAAGCUUCAUGACGUCUGGUGCGGAGACGCUACAAUAUUUGAAGAUGGGGUUGAGAGUACUGGCUCUUUUUUCUAUCGGGGUUUCCCUGACUGUAGUCCUCCUGUACAUGGUGGAAAUGAACCCGACAUCUGUGAGAACCAUCUCUGUCUGCAUGUGCUGCGUCUUCUGCAGAGUGGGAGGAAUAUUGUCAAUUCUUGCUGAGAAAUUGGACAUUGUGUCUGGAGAGGGAACUCAAACGGCCCUAUAUGCGGUGGCCUGCUUAGUCGCUGGCUUUCUCGUAACCGGGCUUCCCGAGACAAGAAUGGUCAUUCUACCAGAGGUGGUCAAGAGGGAGGAUAUCUUUCGAAUAGAACCUCUUCGGGUUGGAAAGCCUUACAGAAGAAGACUGGAAGAAUCUACGAGGUCCGUGUCUCCUGUAGAGAGCUACCUUCAGGAGAGAUCACUUGAAUGUCCUAUGUCUUCGGAACGAACUACGAGAAUGAGUUACCUGAAGGAUAUAAGUAGCGCGCUAUAGCGAGUCAAGCUAACGACUCAUGCGCUCUUGGGUUAAGCAACACGAACAAGUCUGAUGAAAUGUGAUGAAAUGAUGCAUCGACUUAACAUGUAUAGUAAUGUACAUAAUGCAAUUACACAUUAACGAAAGACUACUACGA